This is a messenger RNA of Pestalotiopsis fici W106-1, 996 nucleotides long. RefSeq lists its product as uncharacterized. Bases 1 to 996 code for a protein of 331 amino acids. The transcript has a single exon. Lineage: Eukaryota; Fungi; Ascomycota; Sordariomycetes; Amphisphaeriales; Sporocadaceae. The record is from RefSeq and is a predicted model, not a curated record.
AUGAUAUCGAACAAAUUGGCCAUUGGUACCCAUUCACUCGGUCAGCAUGAUUCUCAUUCAUUGGACCAGAAGAUAAAAAGUGCAGCUAGACACGGCUUUUCUGGCGUUGAAGUGGUAUACGGCGACCUCGAAACAUAUGCACAAGCCUGCGGUAUUGCAUUGACGGCCGCCGCAAAAGCUAUACGCCAGCUGUGUCUAGAACACAAUGUCGCCAUCAUAUCGCUGGCACCGUUUGAAAACUUUGAGGGCGACAAGAGUCCGCUCAGACAACGGCUGAGCAAAGCGCAGCACUGGCUCGACAUUGCACGCACAUUGGGAGCCGAGUAUCUGCAGGUACCGGCUCAAUUCACCGUCGACUGUGACGGCGACGAGGACGUUAUUGCAUCCGACCUGCAGCAACUGUCCGACCUGGGUAGUGCGAAACAACCCGUGAUCUCUAUUGCUUAUGAGCCCAUGUCAUGGUCGACGCAUGUUUCCACCUGGCAGACAACCCUUCGCAUCAUUAAAAAGGUUGACCGCGCCAACUUUGGGCUGUGUCUUGACAGCUUCCACAUCCUCACCAAGAUAUGGGGGAAUAACCGCGAUGCCUCCGGCAAGUAUCCCAACGCGGAUGCUAGGCUAGCAACUUCACUCGCAAGCUUCAAGAGGGAUUUCCCGCUUGAAAAGUUGUUUUACGUGCAGAUGUCCGACGGCGAGAGAUUCGAUCCUCCGUUUUCGCGGGAGCACCCAUGGUUUCUCGAAGGCGAAGCGGCAGAGUUUACUUGGUCAAAGCAUGCCCGGCCAUUCCCCGGAGAGAAAGACUACGGCGCAUACCUGCCGGUAGGAGAGUUUCUCAAGGCGUGUGUGGUGGAGAAGAAGUUCAGAGGCUGGGUGAGCAUGGAAAUCUUUGAUCGAAGGAUGCGCGACGGUCAAUACUCGAUAGAGGAUGCCGCUAUGAGGGCAAAAAGGUCGUGGGAGUAUCUUCUGCGCCAAGUUUCACCACCACAGAAACUAUAA